Messenger RNA from Carlito syrichta (Philippine tarsier), 2001 nucleotides. RefSeq names its product guanylate-binding protein 6-like. The transcript has 9 exons. Gene Ontology annotation, molecular function: GTP binding; GTPase activity. The record is from RefSeq and is a predicted model, not a curated record. Gene Ontology annotation, biological process: defense response to protozoan; defense response to Gram-positive bacterium. NCBI's taxonomy places the organism in Eukaryota, Metazoa, Chordata, Mammalia, Primates, Tarsiidae.
UUUGUCUACAACAGCAUGAGCACCAUCAACCACCAGGCCCUGGAGCAGCUGCACUAUGUGACAGAGCUCACAGAAUUAAUUAAGGCAAAGUCCUCUCCAUGACCUGAUGGAGUAGAAGAUUCUACAGAGUUUGUAAGUUUCUUUCCCGACUUUAUCUGGAUUGUUCGGCAUUUCACCCUGGAGCUAAAGCUGGACCUUGCCCUAAUUACAGAAGAUGAGUACCUGGAGAAUACUUUAAGGCUGAUUCCAGGCAAGAAUCCCAGGGUCCAAAUAUCCCACCUGCUUAGGGAAUUAAUCAAGCAUUUCUUUCCAAAACAGAAGUGCUUUGUCUUUGAUCGACCAACACAUGACAAAGACCUUCUCGCCAAUAUUGAGAAGGUAUCUGAAGACCAACUGGACCCUAAAUUCAAGGAACAAACAAACAUUUUCUGUUCUUACAUUUUUACCCAUGCAAGAACCAAGAACCUCAGAGGGGGUAUCACUGUCACUGGGAAUCGACUAGGGACUCUGGUGAUGACCUACGUGGAUGCCAUCAACAGUGGAGCUGUACCUUGUUUGGAGAAUGCGGUGACAACUCUAGCCCAGCGUGAGAACUCAGCAGCUGUGCAGAAGGCAGCUGAAUACCACGGUCAGCUGAUGGCCCAACAAAUGACAUUCUCCACAGACACACUCCAGGAACUGCUGUAUGUGCAUGCAGCCUGUAAGAGGGAAGCCAUUGCAGUCUUCAUGGAGUGCUCCUUCAAGGAUGAAAACCAGGAAUUCCAGAAGAAGCUUGUGGAAAUCAUAAUGAGUAAGAAGAAGAAUUUCUUGUUGCAGAAUGAAGAGUCAUCUGUUAAAUACUGCCAGGUUCAACUCAACCAGCUCUCAAAGGAACUAAUGCAAAAUAUUUCAGCAGGAACUUUCUCUGUCCCUGGAGGGUACAAGCUUUACAUGGAAGAAAGGGAGAAGACUGAACAAGACUAUUUGCAAGUGCCCAGGAAGGGAGUAAAGGCAAGAGAGGUCUUCCAGAGUUUCCUGCAGUCACAAGCAACAAUAGAGAAAUCCAUCCUGCAGGCAGAUAAAGCCCUCACUGAUCAGGAGAAGGCCAUAGCUGUGGAAUGGGUCAAGAAAGAGGCAGUUGACAAGGAACAGGAAAUUUUAGGACAGAAACUACAAGAACAACAGCAGCAGAUGGAGGCUCAAGAAAAGAGUCUAAGGGAAAACAUAGCCCAACUGAAAGAAAAGCUGGAGAUGGAAAGAGAAUAUCUACUGAGAGAGCAGAAAAUGAUUUUGGAGCAUAAGCUGAAGGUCCAAAAGGAUUUGCUUGAGGAAGGAUUUAGGAAGAAAUCUGAGGAGAUGAAUGCAGAAAUAAAUCAAUUGAAAAACAUGAUUGAAACUACAAAAAAGGAUGACACUCCUUGGAUUCCACAAGCCUUGAAUAGAUUUGUCGAUGAGAUAACUUCAAUUUUAUCUGCUCCUGCUAAAUUACUUGGUCAUUGUUUCAAAGAUUUAGGUUCACUAUUUAAAAACAUUAGCUCUUCUUCUAAGGAAAUUAUAGAAGGGGAUAUAUGCUCUGACUUAUUUUUGUUUCGAGUAAGAACUGCGGUUUCCCAAAAGCCAGACGCAGGAGGAGAGGGCAGGGAGGGGUGCCUGAGGGCGGCUGAGAACUUGUCCCCUGGCUGCAACGCCCAGACAGGUGAGUUCGCUCCUGAACUUGGUCUCCCAAGAACAUUUCUAGUAAGUCAUCAGGGGAAAUUACUUGACAAAAAAUUCCCAAGCGCAGCCUCCACACUGGCAGGUGGGCGAAGGCAGCAGCAGAAAGAUGGCGAGAGUUGCCUGCAGGUAUGUGGCGCCGGCAGCGCUGUGCUGCAGGCAGUUGUGUGUUCCCCUCUGAUCCAGAGGCCUUUGGGAGGCGGGCAGCGUUUGUCUGGUGUGCUCAGGAUGCUGUGGCUCCUUCUCGGGCUUCCAUCCGGGGUUGCAGCAAAGAACCAUGCCAGGGACACGGUGUGCAUCCUAUUCUAA